GUAAAUGUAAAGGAAGAAAAAGAAACCAAAACAAAAACACCAACAAAGUUCGGCAUUUCUGGUUUGGACCUUCUCUGCGGAUUCUGACUGCCUCUUAGUUGUUCUGCUUUGUUUGGUUAGAGAGCUGUCUUUUACGAAAUGGAAGAGAAGAGGAGUGAACUAGAGUUUGAUGAAUUUGAGAAACUCCUUGGUGAGAUACCAAAUGCGACUUCGGGGAAUCCACAUUGUGGGGUAUCUGUUCCGAAGAGGGUGUAUGUGGACGGAAGCUUGUCUCCCCUCCGUGUCAACUCCUCUUACAAAGAGCCUUCAAGUGAGAAGCUGCAAAACAAAGGGAGGUUGGAUGAGGGGAAAAACCUGCUGAACAGAAUUCAAUGCUCACCGACCAAAGGGGUUGUUCAACUUCCAUCAGCGGAAAUGAAUCUUCCUGAUGACCAUUCCUUGACUUCUGCAUUUUCAGAGCUGAGCUUUAAGGAUGUAGUGCCUACGGUGGCCAGGGAAAACCCUCCUUUGGAAAAAUCCUUGCAGAAUUACACCCUGAAAAAACGAGAUUCUAACAUGGAUUCAUCGGUAAUGGUUGUUCCCUCCUUCCGAACACCAAAUAGCGUGCCUUAUGGCUUCUAUGGGGCUGAAAUUACAAAAGUUCACAAUGAAAGUGCAAACUUGUCACGAUUCAAUCCUCAAGAGCUCAAAAGACGCCACAGCAUUGCCAACUGUCAGCCAAUUGAAAGCUUUCCUGCUGCUGUUCCGCUAGAUUAUUCGAUGCAUGGUUUUCCAUUCCUCUCUAAUGUGACCAUUCCUGGGAUGCAGUUUCCAGCAAUGUCUGAUCACCAGCAACUCUUUACGGACACCCAAGCUCAUAUUUCAUACCUAAAUCCACAUCAAACAAACCAACAUCAAAUAAGUUGGAGUAAUAUGGAAGAGGAACAGCGUUAUGGUAUACACCAAUCGUAUCUACAUUUGCAGCAGUUUCCUAAUCAACAGUUGGAAGAUCAUCAUUUGUUGCUCGAAAAUGGAAACAUUGCAACGAGGUUACUAAAAAGGAAUCCAAGGCAGACCCAUUGCAAGGCACCGAUCUCUCACCAAUAUGAACAAUUUAAGCAAAAAUCAUUGUGGAAUGGUUAUGCCCUGCCUGGGGAAUCAAAUCAACUAAAUCCCGCCUACUGUUCCAUUGAAUGCAAUGAUCAAAAGGCUUGGGAGAAAGUGGUGAAACAGAGUUACCACGACCAGAUUUUAGCUAGAUCACACGGAUUGAACAAGAUUGAUGCUGCGAAGUUUGGCCAUGUUGGGGCAAAUGAAUCAUUUGCUCAUGUCGUUCAAAAUGGAAAGGUUCUCCGAAAUGAUAAUUUCUUCCAUAACUCAUCUAAUGCCGGCUGCUAUCAGUUUGAUAGUGAGAGAUCGUGGGAUACUUACCGUGAUAAAAGAGACUUCAAAAGUGCUGAUCUGAAGUAUCUGCCUCUGAAAUAUAACUCUUUGAAUGAGGUCACCGGUCGGAUUUAUCACAUGGCUAAGGACCAACAUGGUUGCCGGUUCUUACAAAGGAAAUUUGUUGAAGGAACCCAAAAAGAGAUUGAGAUGAUUUUUGAGGAAAUUAGAGAUCAUAUUGUUGAGCUAAUGACAGAUCCUUUUGGGAAUUACCUUGUCCAAAAACUGCUUGAAGUGUGUAAUGAGGAUCAGAGGAUGCAAAUACUUGAUUCAAUCACUAGAGAACAGGGGGAACUCAUUAGAAUCUCGUGUGAUAUGCACGGGACUCGAGCCAUUCAAAAGGUUAUUGAAACGCUUAACAGUACAGAGCAGUUUUCCAUGGUUGUUUUCUCACUGGCGCAUGAUACAGUGGCGUUAAUAAAAAACAUGAACGGGAACCAUGUAGCUCAGCGAUGCUUGCAGCAUUUGACGGAUGAACAUAGUCAAUUCCUUUUUGACGCUGCGACUUCCCACUGUGUUGAGCUUGCAAAAGACCGCCAUGGCUGUUGUGUACUUCAAAAAUGCCUUACUUAUUCUGAUGGAGAGCGAAGACGCCGUUUAAUCCAUGAGAUUGCAUCAAAUGCUCUAAUCCUUUCCUAUGAUCAAUAUGGGAACUAUGUUGUGCAAUUCGUGUUUGAGCUUGAGCUUCCAUGGGCAACAACUGAUGUUCUCGAUCAUUUGGAUGGUAGCUAUGGUGAUCUUUCUGUUCAGAAGUAUAGUAGUAAUGUGGUCGAGAAAAUCCUGAAAUUUGCCGGUGAAGAAAAUUGCACUCAUGUUAUUGAGAAGCUUGUAGAAAAUGAGCGACUAGAUCAAAUCAUGCAGGAUCCUUUCGGCAAUUAUGUUAUUCAAGUAGCACUGGAGCAGUCAAAGGGAACUCUUUUUGCUAAACUGAUGGAUGCCAUAAAACUGCGUAUCUCUGCGCUGCGUACCAGUCCAUAUGGGAAGAAAGUCCUCGCUAGCUAUAAUGCGAAGAAAUAAUUUAUCGGUUAAAUGUUUUGACAGAAUGCUGUAAAAUCUGUAGUAAGAAGCUGAAGAAAUGCUUUGAGUUUCAAGCCUUUUGAAGCAUAGAAGUGGAAAUCAGUAAGUUACGCCCGCCUUUUAGCGCUCGUUCAGAACAGGGGAAGUUGAACUUUUUGGUAUCUACUAUCUUUGCAUUAUCUAUUGAUUUAAGUUUUAUUUGGACUACUUAAGAGCAAAUAUCUGAUACGACGCGCCAUUGCUGUGUCUGUAGAUAGGUCCGCUGUUUUUCUUUCUUCUGCAUAGUAUAGUAAUAAGAAAGAAAGAAAGAAAAAAAAAAAGAAAAGAGAGAGAGAGAUGAGAGAUUGAAUUGCUUGAGCUUUUGGGAACAUCAAAUGAUUUUUUUUUUUUUUUGACUAAAUGAAGGUGCAGAUGGUUUAGGUUGUGUUAGGAUUGAGGAGAGGUCUGGACCUCUGUGGCUUUACACAACUGAUGUUGAUUUUAGCAGUGAAUGUAUAU
Messenger RNA from Morus notabilis, 2937 nucleotides. RefSeq names its product pumilio homolog 12. Gene Ontology annotation, cellular component: cytoplasm. Gene Ontology annotation, molecular function: mRNA binding. Gene Ontology annotation, biological process: post-transcriptional regulation of gene expression. The record is from RefSeq and is a predicted model, not a curated record. The transcript is spliced from 8 exons. The coding region runs from base 139 to 2439 and encodes 766 amino acids. Lineage: Eukaryota; Viridiplantae; Streptophyta; Magnoliopsida; Rosales; Moraceae.